AAUUAGUUUAUAUAAAAAACUAAACCAUAGUAACAAAAUAUUAUUAUCACUCUCUUUUGAUCGAAUUGCAUUCGCGCAAUAUAUAAGGAUGCAAAAGUCUAGCGGAACAGCUGCAUGCGCAUCGUGCAAGCAUCAAAGGAAGAAGUGCACGGACAGGUGUGUACUAGCUCCUUAUUUCCCUGCGGAGAAAACUCGCGAAUUCAAGGCGGUACAUAAGGUAUUCGGGGUCAGUAACAUCACAAAAAUCGUGAAAAAUCUAAGAGAAGAUGACCGGAGAAGGGCAGUUGAAUCGCUCAUAUGGGAAGCGUUCUGCAGACAAAAAGACCCGGUUUUAGGCCCUUACGGAGAGUACAAAAGGGUUCAUGAAGAACUCAAAUUGUACAAAACCCAAUACCAACAAAUUUUACAUCAGGGGAGUAAUAAUAACAAUACUGAUAAUAACGGAAUGAUGUAUGAAGCAACAACACAAGGGUUGAUUAAUGGAUGGAAUAUUAAUACUAACAGGAAUGAUAAUUAUAUAAAUCAUGAGAAUUCAAUUGUGGAAUCUUGGUCAUCUUAUAACAAUAAGAUUAUUAAUCCUUUACAUCAUCAUGUCCAGAAUAUUGAAAAAUUAAGAACAGAAAAUAGUAAUGGCUCAAUAGUUGUUGUGCCUCAACAACAAGCCUAUAAUGAAUUCAACCAGCAAUAUUUUCUGGCAGGUCAAUUUAAUCCAAUUAAUUCCAAGCCAAGGGAAAGCAUGUUGUGGGAAGACAACUCCUGGAAAUCCUGAAUUUUUUUACCAUUUAUUUUGUUUUUGUUUUUAGUCAUAUUUAUCCUGUUUUGUUGUUUGCUCUAGCCAUUUGGUGUGUGCAUAUCUGUAUAUUGCACAAUAUCACAUGUUCUACGUCUCUUCAGUAAGAAGUUAAAUGUUAUUUUAUGAAACAUUUUACAGUACUGUUUUGGUGGUUGUUACAUAUUA
Capsicum annuum is the source of this 958-nucleotide messenger RNA. RefSeq names its product LOB domain-containing protein 2. Lineage: Eukaryota; Viridiplantae; Streptophyta; Magnoliopsida; Solanales; Solanaceae. The coding region runs from base 89 to 769 and encodes 226 amino acids. The transcript is spliced from 2 exons. The record is from RefSeq and is a predicted model, not a curated record.